This is a messenger RNA of Momordica charantia (bitter melon), 720 nucleotides long. Lineage: Eukaryota; Viridiplantae; Streptophyta; Magnoliopsida; Cucurbitales; Cucurbitaceae. The record is from RefSeq and is a predicted model, not a curated record.
AUGGACGGGACUUUGCUCAGAGGCCGGAGCUCUUUCCCUUAUUUCGCAGUGAUGGCCUUCGAACUCGGCGGAAUUCUUCGGCUUCUUGUUUUGGUGUUGGCCGCUCCGCUGGUGGGGCUGCUCUAUUAUUUCGUCUCCGAGUCAGCGGGGAUUCAGAUUCUCAUUUUCGUCGCCUUCUGCGGCGUCAGGGUUUCGAGGAUCGAGUCCGUGGCGCGUGCGGUUCUCCCCAAAUUUUACUCCACGGAUCUGCACUCGGAGUCGUGGCGCGUGUUUUCCGCGUGCGGGAGACGGUGCGUUUUGACGGCGAAUCCGACGGUCAUGGUGGAGCCGUUUCUGAAGGAUUUCUUGGGAGUUGAUUUGGUGUUGGGGACUGAGAUUAGUGUGACGGAAAGUGGAAGGGCGACGGGGCUGGUUGGCCGUACGGGAGUGCUCGUCGGCCGGAGGAAGGCGGAUGCUCUUAAGAAUGCCUUUGGAGAUGUUUCACCGGAGAUCGGACUUGGCGAUCGCUUAACUGAUCUUCCUUUCAUGUCCUUGUGCAAGGAGGGUUACAUGGUACCACCCAAUCCGGCGGUGGAAGCGGUUGCGAUUGACAAAUUACCGAAGCCGGAGCAAAAUUCAAAGUUUUACAUCUGUCGGCUUUCAUGUGGGGGCCCUGUUUCUGGGUCUAAUUUUGCCAUCAAAAUUGCUGAAAACUUUGAACUGCUACUUCUUCUUGAAUAA